UUUUUCACUUACAGUUUUUGUAUCAAUUUGAUUAUCUAGCUAGGUUAUUAAUUGUCAGCCAAUAAUCUUAAUGGUCUAGUCAUUUCGCAUCUUUUUUUAUCCCUUCAAGUUAUCUUGACAACAUUUAGUGUCUAUGAUUUACUUACAAAUUAAUUUAUACCAUUCAACAGUGUUUUUUUGCUCCAUGUACCAUAAAAUUCGAUGUAUAGUGUUGUUCACCUUCACGCUUUGAACUUAAGAUGGUCAAGAAAAAAGAUGGCAAAUUACGAUUUAAAUCAAGUGAAACCCAAGCCGUUCUGGUCAUAUCCGGAUAUUUCAGUGAUGCCCGAGAGCUGAUUGAAAAUGAAAGGAAUGACGAACUCAUCAGUUUACUUGACGAAGGUAGACUCGGUGUCAAUGAUGUUGGCGAGGCUGGUGGCUCUAAUCUCCUUAUGGUCGCUGCAGAAUGUGGUAAUUUAAGGAUUGUCCAGGAACUUAUUAGGAGAGGAGCAGAUCUCAACUAUCAAGAUUCGGAUGACUGGAAUGCACUCAUAACUGCAACGAGGGAAGGCAAUGUCGACAUUGUUAGUGAAUUAUUGGAAGCUGGAUCUGCUAUAGACGCAACCGAUAUGGGUGGCUGGACACCUCUGUUGUGGGCAUCUUACAAAGGUUUUCUCGACAUAGCCAAAUUAUUACUUAAGAAAGGAGCUUCUGCUAAUGUUUUUGAUAAUAAUAAUAUAACACCACUAAUUUAUGCUAGUGGAAGAGGUUUUCUUGAGAUAACCAUUAUGCUACUUGCUCAUGCAGCUAAACCUGAUACUCCUGAUAAGUAUGGGACUACUCCUUUGAUUUGGGCAUGUAGAAAAGGUCAUUUCGAUAUCGCUCAAAAACUUUUAAAGGCAGGGGCAACUGUUGAUGCAACAGGAAUGUAUGGCUGGACUCCUUUGCUAGUCGCUGUCAGAGGCAAUUAUGAAAGUCUUGUAGAUUUGUUGAUAACUUACAAACCUAAUGCAAACGCGUGUGAUUCAGAUGGUUUAUCAGCUUUGAUGAUCGCUAGUAAAGGCGGUAAUAUCAAUAUUGUCAAUGCACUUCUACGAAUUAAUUCUUACGUCAAUCUUAGUGAUCGUAACAAUGAUACUAGCCUAAUCCAUGCUUCUAAAUCUGGAUAUGUUUUAAUCGUUGAAGCUCUAAUUAAAGCACACGCUGAUGUUGAUCACCAUGGGGCUGAUAAAAAGACUGCUUUAUAUUGGUCCGUCGAAAAAGGACACGUUGAAGUUGUUCGUGCACUUCUCAAAGCAAACGCAAAUUUGGAGCUUGCAAAUGAGGACGGUGAUACUCCAUUAUUAAAAGCAGUCCGUAGUCGUCGUUUACCGAUUGUCAAAAUGUUGAUUGACAAGAAAGCAAAAGUCACAGCUUGUGACAAACACGGAGAUACGGCGUUACACAUUGCAAUUAGAGCCCAGUCAAAGACAAUUGUUGAGUUUUUGCUUCGAAAUCCUCGUAAUUCCCAAUUACUUUAUAAACCUAACAAACGAGGAGAAACUCCGUUCAUGUUGGAUAAUACCCACCAAAAGCCAAUUUUACCCACAUUGUUUGGAGCAACUCCUUCUAGUCGUCGUGUUUUGGAAAAAGAAACACAGCUUGGAUACGACCUUUAUUCAUCAGCGAUAGCUAACUUACUUUCGGAGCCUACCCUUAAAUUACCUGUAUGUGUUGGUCUUUUCGCUAAAUGGGGAAGUGGGAAAUCAUUUCUUAUUGGCAAAUUAAAAGAUGAUCUCAUAACUUUUACACAAGAUUGGAAUAUCAGUCCUACCUUUCGAUUUUCUUGGCCUUUGUUUUGGGCUAUCAGUAUGCUUUCUGUCAUUACCGGUGUAGGAACUCUUGUGGGAACUAAUGGAAAACAGUAUUUUUUCGGAAUAAUAACUGCAAUUGGCAUUUUCUUCCUGUGUUAUUGUAUAUUUGGAAUUGUUUAUUGUGGGCAUUUACGCUAUGACUGGUCAAUAAGCUCAAACUUGAGAAGCCGUUUUGAUAGAAUUAAACUUAUUAUUCAAGUUUGCUUUGGUAAUCCUCCAAUAAUCGAUGCUGAUCAAGUUUCGACUUUACCCGUCCACUUUCUUUUCACUGAGACUCCAAUUAAAAUAUCUUCAGAUUACAAUGUUUCUCAAUUAAUUGGAGCUAUUCUCAACUCUUUGUGGCAAUCAAUGGAAAAUGAGCUUGGUCUAUUACCUGUCCGUUUAUUCAAAGUCUUUCAUCCUAAACACGUAUCUGGAUUAACUUGGAGGUGGAGACGGAUUUGUUUGGUGCCUACAAUAUUUUUGAUUACCUUAUCAUUCUUUACUAUAGCUGUUCUUUUAAUUCUGUAUUAUGUAGAUAAAACAGAGCCUUUCAAGUUACAUCCCGUUCUCAGCUAUAUUCUGGUAGCUAUUGCUAGUAUCACUGGAGCUUGGAUUGUAACAAAUUUUAUUGUGCCGUUUAAAAUUGUUAAAGAACUUGUUUUCCAUUCAAAAAAGAAAACUCGUGAAGAGCUUAAAAAAGAUGUCCAACUAAUGCAAUCUUGUAUAAUGUGUUUGGAUGCAUUUAUCGGAAAACGCCAAAGUCGCCUGGUCAUAAUUUUGGAUGCAUUGGAAUCUAUUUACGAAUCAGAAAGAUUAAUAUCAUUUUUAGAAGGAAUUAAUGAUUAUUUCAUCAACUUUCAAGUCAUAAGUGCUAAUCGUUCUGUGUCUCCUCCUUUUGUUGGUAUCAUGACGCUAGAUCCACAUCAUCAUGUUACAGCCAAAUCGAAAGAAUACUUAAAAACACUUGUCCAUCUGCCAUUUUAUUUACAAAAUUCUCAGCUUCGUAAAGUUAAAAUUGCUCAACAAACUGUGCUCAGUAAACCUGAUUACAGAUCUUCUACGACAUCUUUGGUUGAAGCAAUUGCUGCAGCACCCAUUCCUGCUCCAACCAAGGGAUCUGGAUCUGGUAUCAUUCGUUCCAAAUCAAAAAAAUUAUCCAAUUUAAAAGCAGCCGAUUCCGUAAUCAGCUUAAGUGGACAUGGAGGAGAAUCUCUAACGAAAGUCUUGCUUACAGAUGAUUACUUUAGCGAUGUAAAUCCUAAAUCAAUGAGACGAAUAAUGAACAUUGUUUAUAUUCAAGGACGCCUCCUAAAGGCUUUCAAUUUGGAUUUUGACUGGCAUAGACUUACUAUUUGGGUCAACAUAACUGAACAAUGGCCUUUACGAGCAUCAGCAUUGAUUGCUUACUGGGAUAUUACUGAAAAUAAAUACAAUGAUGAUUCAAUACCAUUGAAAUCUUUAUAUGAUAAAGUUUCACCAAUUUUACCCCAAGAUCCAGCUCUUUUAUCACGUGAUAAUGAUGAGAAAAAGUUGAAUAUUUUUCUUUCUUAUCGCCACAAUUCUUUAACCCUUGGCGAUCUCAAAACUUUUGCGCCUUUCACUAUUAACUUGGAUCCUUAUCUCAGGAAAAAUUUGACUGAAGCUUGGACUGACACAAAUGCAAUCCCCAAUGAAGGACCUCGUAUUGUAAGUACAUCAAAUGGUGAACGUAAAAUAUCAACUAGUACAUUGAUCCAACUAAGCUCGUCUGGAAAUAUAUCUCCCCAUAAACUUCAACUAAUGUAUCUUGGUGUUGAUGGAGUGAUUGCCAUGUUGAAACAAAUCGAAUCCUUCGAUCACUCACAAAUUGAAAAGUAUGGUAAAGCUAUUCGCGACAAUAAUAUAAAUGGACGAGUGUUAUCGAGUUGCUCUCCAGAAGAUUUGAAUGACCUUAAAUUAAUUUUAGGUUUUUCUUUUGGAGAUUGGCUUUUAUUUAAAAGUGUUCUUAUCGAUGGUCGUUUACCUGCACUGCCACCAUCAGUUCAAGUAUCUAGUGCCACUCCAACCUCUAAUUUACCACAAAAUUGUGACCAUCAACUUCUUGAGGCACGUCAUAAGACUAAUUUAGAGAAACAGGUUACAAUGGAAGAAGCAGCUCUUGCUAGUGCCGUUGUUAUGGACUCGCCGAUUGAAGAGGACAAUGAAGAUAAUGAUGAAGCAUUGGCACAACAAGAAGUUGGCGUUCUUUACAUUGGCAACGCCGGAAUGAAUAAUCGAAUCAGUCCUUCCAUAUCAUUUGGCGAUUCUGAUUUAUUAGGGAACAGCAGUAGAACAAAUCAUACCAUAGAAAUCGAACCGGAACCUAAUGAUACUACUCCAUUAGUAUCACCAUCGAAACACAGUAUUUACUCAUCCAGCUCAUCAUCUUCUUCAUCAAAACGACAUCCUCUCGAACGUCAAGGUAAACCAGAAUUGUCUGUCAAGUUUUACACCUCGGAAUUGUAAACAAACAAACACUGAUACCAACAAUCAACUAAAUAACGAAUAAGAGAAAGACUAAAAUCAAUAAGAUUUGAAAGGGUUGACAACAGCACAACAACAAAAUUAAAGAUACCUCAAUGUUGGGGAAAAGGCACUCAUGAUUGUCAGUGUAACUUAUUAAUUUGGCAAUAAAGAUAAAUAAAAUGAA
This is a messenger RNA of Tetranychus urticae (two-spotted spider mite), 4482 nucleotides long. It is a transcript of the gene Arms, whose product is annotated as Ankyrin repeat-rich membrane spanning. The record is from RefSeq and is a predicted model, not a curated record. Gene Ontology annotation, molecular function: protein kinase regulator activity; PDZ domain binding. Lineage: Eukaryota; Metazoa; Arthropoda; Arachnida; Trombidiformes; Tetranychidae.